Molecule: messenger RNA, 672 nt
Organism: Branchiostoma belcheri (Belcher's lancelet)
Lineage: Eukaryota; Metazoa; Chordata; Leptocardii; Amphioxiformes; Branchiostomatidae
Product: U3 small nucleolar RNA-associated protein 25-like
Exons: 3
Coding region: 1-672 (223 amino acids)
Source: RefSeq, a predicted model, not a curated record
AUGGGUCAGGGAGAACAUGGUCAAGGUGACUUCAUGGGGCAGGGGGGACGUGGUCAAGGAGGCUUCAUGGGGAAGGGGGGACGUGGUCGAGGAGGUUCCAUGGGCCAGGGGGGACGUGGUCGAGGAGGCCCCGGGGGUAAGGGAGGACGUGGAAAAGGAAAAGGACGUGGCCAACAACGCGGUGGCCGAGGGGCAGAGGAGGGCGUGGUCAAGGAGGCGACGGGGACGAGGAAGGCCAGGGGGGCCCAAUGGGUAGAGGAGGACGUGGCCAAGGAGGUUUUAUGGGCCGAGGACGUGGCCAAGGGGGCCCGAAGGGUAGAGGAGGGCGUGGCCAAGGAGGCGACGGGGACGAAGAAGGCCAAGGGGGCCCAAUGGGUAGAGGAGGGCGUGGCCAAGGCUUCAGGGGCCGAGGACGUGGCCAAGGGGGGCCAAAGGGUAGAGGAGGGCGUGGUCAAGGAGGCGACGGGGACGGGGGUCCAAAGGGAUGCCGGGGGACGUGGUCAAGGAGGCUUCAUGGGGAAGGGGGGACGUGGUCGAGGAGGUUCCAUGGGCCAGGGGGGACGUGGUCGAGGAGGCCCCGGGGGUAAGGGAGGACGUGGAAAAGGAAAAGGACGUGGCCAACAACGCGGGGGCCGAGGGAGCAGCCAAGGAGGUCCCAUGAAUGCUGAAUAA